ACCACCACCACCACCUCUAACCACUCCAGUCUUCACUAGAACAAACAACAACAACUUCUUCAUACAGCACACAGGUUUGUCUUCUCCGUCUCACCUUCUUUCACAUACAUUCAUUCAUCUAUCUAUUUAUUUAAUCUGCACCCCUCUCUCUCUGUCUAUUUCUCUCCCUCUCUCUCUCUCUCCCCUCUUUCUGUCUAUUUCUCUCCCUCUCUCUCCCCUCUUGUCGGCAGUCCGUCGCCGGCUUUCCUGCCAACCGAGCACUAACCACCACCACUGCUGUAUAUAUACAUACACAUACAUAUAUGUAUAGGCGUAUAUAGACACUCACUGGCGCAUACACACAGAAGUUUGUGUAUAUUGGAUUUUAGAUGUGUGUGUGUGUGUGCGUACAAGAAGAACAGCGACAACAGCCAACCGCACAAUAAAACACACAACUGCUGUGAAGACAAACCAACACAACAGAACGGAAUGACAACAAGGAAAUAGUAUUUCUCCCUACUUUCCUACAACACACACAUAUAUCUGCUACACUUAUAUAUAUAUAGGGAUAUAUAUAUAUAUAACACAUACAUACACAGAUAUGUAAAAUAACCAACGGUUAUAUUAUAUUGUUGUGCAUAUGUGUAUGUAUAUAGCUUGAUAAAAACUAAGGAAUGAUUAUAUUUCUGGAGACAAAGCAUCGUUGAAUCUUCAGUGCUUGUCUGUGGCCACCUUUUCUUCUCUACUACAUAUGGAUAAAUGGCAAGAUUUGGACAACACUAAAGGCAGGUGUGGUGUUGAUUACAAUCUACCUGGACAUACAACAUAACAUCAUACUGCCCGUACUGCUACACCUACCAAAAACAUUAUUGGCACUCAUACUAUUACGGUUCGUUCGAGAUAGACACAAGAUAUGCUCUGUAUGUUUUAAUGGACGUAUUUCAUGAAAUUGACGUUUUGUGCAUGAGGGAGUUUAAUGCUGCUGUCCUUAUCUGCACUUCCUGCUGUGAAGUUGGUUCAACUGGGACACUUGACAUAUGUCAGUUGGUGUGUUCAUGGCUGGGGUUAUCACACCAGUUCGAUAUACCCCAGCAUCAACGACAACAACAACAACAACAACAUCAUCAUCAUCAUCAUCAACAACAACUACACCAACAGAAGAACGGGUCAAGCUCUAUUGAAGAAAGAAACAGAAGCUUCUCAUUAACGGACAGUAUUCAUCAGUUUGGUGUCGGACUUUCACCUCAACGGUCAAUAUUUGCUGACCCUUGUUAUAGCCUGUCUGUUAAGCCAUGGUUACCCACAGCCCUACAGCCUGAUUAGAACAAACAUACAAUAAUAAAAACUUCUCUGCUUCUCACUUCCUAUCACCAGCACCAUCAAAGUGUUACUUUUUUGUCGUUCUUCAUUUCCUAUGGUCCUGAUUUCCACCCGUGGCGUUCACUAUUCAUAUGAUUGCCACGUAAUUUUUCUUUUGUAGAUCUGUCUACCUAUAUUUAAUCUUUUAAUCAGACUACUUCACUACACCACAUUUCAUCGCUACUACCAACACCACACCGUUGCUACUAUUGUACUAUACACUGACCACUAAACUUAACUGAUCGCAAAUUGGUGGCAGCAGACAUUUUGUUUUGGAAGUUUAAAAAUUUUUCAGUUGAGAUUAACUGAAGGAGUGACAACAACACCACCAGUAGUAUUAUUGGAAAGAAUAGAAGCAAAACCUCCUUUAAAAAAUACAUUACCUCGCUUCCUCACUUUUAUAAUCACAAGUUUUUUGUACAAGAGCUAUCAACCCCGCUACACCUCUUCCUUCCACGUCACCCAACUAAGAAAACUUCAUACAGCUCCCAGUGACCCACUUCUCCACUUUCCUUCACUGCGUCAUCAUCAACAUUACCAUCAUUAUCAUCAUUAACCCCCAAAUUCAGAACAACAUAUUUUACACGCCCCCCCCCCAACCUCGGACCUCUCCUACCUUAACUCCACCUCUCUUGGCUCCACGUGCUGCAUUGUUUGGCGAGGUCAACACUAAAAACUUUUGUUCGCCGUUGUGGGAGCUAGUGGUACCCGGAAAGGGGUACUGUGCCUAGCUGCGUGAUUGGGUGAGUGGAGUAAGUGGGUGGAUGGGUGUUCUGGGAGACAGAUACACCCUUUCCCACCCACAUACAAAUAAAUCGAAACACAAAUAAACAAAACAAUAAUAACUAUAAUAAACAACAACGUGUCUGUCUGUCCCUCUCUGGAUUACUGGAUUAACUGAUGGAUAAAGGUUUUGGAUUAUUACUUCUGCUGUAUUUACAUUUAGCGGCAAUAACUAAAGGCGAGAUACGCUGCCACUGUAAUGAAUCUGGCUGUGUGAGCACUGGCUACAUGUGUAAGUCGCACACAGGCACCUGCUACACACUUGUCCACACAGACCAAAGCCAGACGAACACAGAAACGGAAGUAUCAGUUCACGGUUGUGUGGACGGCUUGAGGAUGGCACAUCGGAGUUUAUGUAACAGUGCGUUGACUGAAGAAAAUCUCCAACAGAGCAGCAGAUCAAUGGGUGGCAGUAGUCUCCCCUUAUUGUUGAUGUGUUGUAAGAAGGACAUGUGUAAUUAUAUGAAGAAAUUUGAUAGACUUCAUUUUGUGAUGAACGCCCACUCAAAUGGGAGUAUUUUAAGAGGACGUAAACAGAACCAGAUGUCUUACACAGGGAAUUACCCAGAAAGAAAUGAAAACCGAGACCUCUGGUUUAAGGCCGCUGUGAUAGCCGUACCAAUCGCCGGUGGAUUUAUCCUUAUUCUCCUCGUACUUGUUGCCGUACGAAUGUUACGCUCAGACAGUCAAAGACACAGGCGCCUUGUCGCUGACCGGCGAGGACGCUCUCUAACAAAAGCGCAGCUUUAUGUAGCCGAUCAUUUCAACGACAAAGAUCACGGUUUCGCAUCACCGUCAUUCGCUGAAAAGGCUGUGCAUUUAUAUAAAGAUGUUAAUUCAAAAGUGGACAGAGAUGGGAAAAUGUACGAACGAGUACGAGACAAAGACAUUCAACAGAAACUCUCACCUUCGGUGAUCGUUUGGGGUACACAAGCAAAAAGAGACUUUGCUACAGUUGUAUAGUAAUUAUGAUAAUUAUAAUAAUACUAAUAAUAAUUAUAUUAAUAAUAAUAAAAAAUAAUUCAGUUAAUAUUGAGAGGAUUAUGGACUUGGCAGAGAACUGGAGCAAAUACUCGAUGGUAUUUAGUUUCAUACUAUGACAUCCUGAGAUCAAAUCUCAACGGGGGCCAACUCUGCCUUUCAUACUUGAUGGGGUUUGAAAAAGUAUGUACCAGUAUUAUACUGGGGCUUCGAUAUACAUACCGUUGCUCAUAACAAAACUUGGUCAUGUAUGUGUUUGUGUGUGUCUGUGUGAGUGUGUCUGAGACUUAGUCAAAACAACAACACAGAGAAGAGAACUAUUAUAACAGUAAUAGUAAUAACUAUAUUUAAUAUCAUUGUUAUUAAUAAUGAUGAUGAUAAUAAUAAACAGGGUUUGGGAGCUUCAUCAACUUGUAUAUAUUUAUUUGGCUAAAGUCUAUGAAUAAGAGACUCUAAGGAGUGCAUUAUGUGAUGCGUCUAGUGUUGAAUAUUUAGUUUGUUGUCAUAGGAGUGAAAGCAUAAAUGUAUAUAUAUAUUGUGUGCGUGUCAGAUAUGAAUACAUACAUACAUGUAUACAUGGAUGCAUGUAUGUAUAUAUGUAUAAUGACUGUGUGUAUUUAUGUAAUUGCUGUUAUUAAAGGAGAGAGAGAAAGUAGAAAAACGAGGAAGAUGGUGAGGUGAUGAAGCCAGUUGCUUCCUCUUUGUACUCCCUGUCUUAGUACUGUCAUAGGACCCUUUCUGUUUAAUUAUUUCUGGAGUUAGUUGGUCAGUUAAGUAAAGUGCUGGUCAGGUGUUGGUCCAGUAUAGUGAAUUACUUGCCCAGAUCUCUUCCGACAAAAUUUCUGGGCUCCUUCUUGUGUUAAAUACCUGCAAGUAUUGCAAAGAAUAAAAUUAACUGCAUUGAUGUGGCCAAUCUCCAAGGUUCUGCAGUGGUCGUGGGGUCAGCUCCCUUCUUCCAGAUCAAUGAUUGGAGAGUCUACAAUGGCAAUGUGCGCUGCCCCUUUCUGCCAGAUCAACCAUUAGAGAGUCUGUCAAGGCCGGAGUGAUGUCUCAUUUCUCUAGAUCAGUGGUUUUCAAUCAGGGUCUAUGUAAGAUUUUUGGGAACCCACACAAGCAGAAUAGUAAAUUGGGGACACAUAGUAGUAUAUUAAGGGUCAGUGGAAAAAUUUUGCUUUAAAUGUAUCUAUUGCAAGAGACAGUUGGAUUUCAUUCUCUGUUUUACAUCGUUCAGCUACAGAAGUGAAUGUGUGAAAAACAGAAUAGGAAUUUUGAAAGAAGGAUCUAUAAAACUAGUUUUUAAACAUCGAAUGACUACAGGGGUCCACCAGAAUAAAACAGUAAUCAAAAGGGGUCUAUAAAUAAAAAAAAAAAGGUUGAGAACCACUGCUUUAGAUAUUCUCCAAUGGUUGGAGGGCCUAUGAGAGCAGUCCCAUUCAUCAGAACAAUUAAUGGCAAAAGUAGUAAUAAAUACACAUGUGAGAGAUCAGCAGGGGUCAGGGAGCUGGAGGGACUGAUAUGAAUAGGGUCUUUAUUAAUUUCAUUGUGGAAACCAACCUCACUGCUAUAAAAUUGUGAAUUCAGUUAAACCUGUAGAUGGCUCAUGUACCGAGUUCAAAUCCAUCUUGGGGCAAAACAACAGCUUAUUCUUCAGGGCGGGAGUAAAAGCAAAGUACAAAUCUCUUUUGCAUUCGGUCCCUUUCAUCCAGUAUUCAAACAACACACCUUGAGGUAUUCUUUUACUUGUCUCAAUCAUUUGACUGCGGUCAUGCUGGAGCACCACCUUUAGUUGAACAAA
Molecule: messenger RNA, 4897 nt
Organism: Octopus bimaculoides (California two-spot octopus)
Lineage: Eukaryota; Metazoa; Mollusca; Cephalopoda; Octopoda; Octopodidae
Product: BMP and activin membrane-bound inhibitor homolog
Source: RefSeq, a predicted model, not a curated record